UGGGGAUAUCCGGUUUUAUAUUUUGAUAGUGCAGCCUGUCGAUUUCGUGUUCUCCGUGUUGCUGGAUUUACGAACAUAGGAAUUUCAAUUUAAGUAGCUACUUUCUCAGCUAGCUGUUAUGCUAGCUGGAAGCUAAUGCUACCUUCCCUGGCUAUCGGAAAUACCGAGGUUAGGUAUGGAGUUGAACCUGAGGGCACCUUCACUUUCGCCUUUGGCGUAAAUGUCGCUGCAUAGCCACCGUACUCUUGAGUGACGGAAUUGAUUACGUCUGUGUAAACCCCACGUACCGCCCACCGGCAGCUAAAUGAUUCAAUGCGUCGGACCGCAGCACCGGUGACAGUUGAUAUUUACGGGGAGUCCCUGAAGGCAGCAGGUCUGUCCCGUCCCGCAAACUUAGCUAGCAUUAGCCGGCAGGAGAAGACCGCAGCAUCAGCAUCACCCACCCACCCACACACAAUGACAUGAAACAUUUACCCGCUUAGAUUAUUGUACGAGACGACGGUAAGGAAUAUUUCACAGGCCAGAACAAGAUGAGUCGCUUCUGUUCAGACAACAACAACUUUCCCUACGACAACAACAUCCUGGUUUUGGACAUGGUGCUGGGCUCUCUGUGGGGUGUGCCCCAGCCCAUAAACUGGGACAAUGUAGCCAAGCUAGUACCAGGCUUCACUCCCAAGGAGUGUGCCCGUCGAUUUGAGGAGCUGAAGAGCAUGGGGGGGUUUCCUCAUGUGGACAACCAAUGUAAUGCCCUGACAGAAGGAAGCAGCUCCCCUUCAGACGUCCUGUCCACGCUGCUGGACACUAGGGAGGUGGUGGAGAGAGGAGGCAGCCAGAGCAGCAGCAAAGUUACAGGCUCCAAGUUGAAGCCUGCAGGAAGGGGUGCUGCGGUGGAGAAGAAAGAGAAAGGCGUGUCAGCGGAGGAGGAUGAAAAACCUCAGAAACCACGAGAUCCCAACAUGGUCAUCCAUGUGUGCGAUGAGACCAAGAACCUGAAGCAGGAUUUCACUUGUCCCAGAGAUCUUCUAGUCAGGGAGAUGCGCUACUUUGCUGAGUAUUUAUCUGUGGACCCCCAGAGGUGGGAAGAGGUUGACAUCUCAGUCCAUUGUGAUGUGCAGAUCUUUGACUGGCUUAUGAACUAUGUCAGGAGGAACUCAGCAGGAGAGGGAUACAAGGACAAACCCCGGCUUGAGCCCAGCAAUGUGAUCUCAAUCCUGAUCUCCUCCGAGUUCUUGAAGAUGGACACGUUAGUGGAGGAGUGCAUCCAGUACUGCCACAAACACAUGAGCGCCAUUGUGGCUACUCCCUGCAACAUGAACUGCAUAAACAGCAACCUGGCCACGCGGAUCGCUGAGCUCUUCAGCCACAACGAGGCCGACGACAUCAGGGACAAAAAAGACAAGUUCAAGAGUAAACUGUUUCAAAAGAAAAUUGAGCGUCUCUUUGACCCAAACUACCAGAACAGAGAUUCACCAGGAAAUGCCUCGACUCUAUACAGGUGUGGUCUGUGCCUUAAGCUGCUGACCAAAGACACAGAGAGGAAGAUUUCAUGUGUUCCGGGGAAAAUCAAUAUCGACGCUCGUGGAGAGAUCGUCUAUACACACAACAGACAGAAGAGUUGGGAUGUGCAUGAAUAUAUCACAGGCCUGUAUGAGGAGCUCAAGUCGUGGGUGUUGGUUUACUGGAGAAUCUGGGGUACCAUCAACUACCUCACCUGCUCCCGAUGCCAGCAGGUGUUUGUAUGUGCAGAGCUGACCCAGUGCAAGUACCACCCAGACAGUGUGCUGUACCCUGGCAUGGGUACAGAGAAAGGCUGGCACGGUGCAGGAAUAUAUCCAUGCUGCAACCAGCGGGUUCUCCGCUUCGACCCCACUGGGAUUCCAAAGGGCUGUAAAACACGGGAUCACAUAGUGAACGUCCCCGACGAGGAGAACUGUGACGAGGUGACUUCAGCCCAGACCAGAGUCCUCAAUGACCUGCUGCUGCACAGAGACGCAGUGUGUUUGUCAAACACACCUCCUGCAGAGGGUGCUGAGGAGAGUCAGUCCAGUGCAGAAAAGGUUCAGGACUGUGAUGUUCUCUUGGAGCCAACAGUCCUCAGAUCUCUGAGAGGAGAUGGCAGCGCUUUUUCCCUUUUGAAAAACUGGAGUCUUCAACUGAGGCAGCAGUCUCUUCUGUCAGAGGAUGAGGAGUACACCACAGGGUCAGAGGUCACUGAAGAUGAGGUUGGGGAUGAAGAAGAACUCUCUAAGAAACAAGCUGCUAAGAAGGCCAAGAAGGCCCACAGACCUCUGAAAAAACAACUGUCCUCGCCAAACUUCCAGCGCAAAGAAAAAUCUGAGAAAUCACAGACCAGGGACAACACACCUUUCACAGUAAGCGUCCAGAAAAGUAAGUGGGACAGCUCUCGCUCGAUGCGCUACAACCAGGACGCUCAGCGAGAGGAAGACCAGCGCCGCAUGGUGGAGAUCAUCGGCUACCUGACAAAGAUGAGGUUUGGAGACGAGGAACAGAGUAAAUCCAAGGACACUAAAGAGCCUGCAGGGGGGAUCUACUCCAGACUCGAAGCACAAUUUAGGAGUUCCUCUCAAGGCAGACAGAGUUCAGAAAAGACACCCAGCAGGUCUAAAAUGCGCUACGCUCAGAUCCGAACAACAUAAAGCAGCUGAUGGUAAAAAGGCCGCGGAGCUGCUAAAUAGACCAGCAUUAAACCUGAUGAAGAGGACAGAGAGGACUGGCAGGUCCGUCAGUUAUAACCCAAAUGUGGACUCGCUCUCCUCAACCCCAGCACUUGUCAGUCCCGCCCCCCCCCGUCCCUUCUCUGCUUAACUCAGGUGACUACGUAUGGAUCACCGUCAACCACAUCUUCUCUCACUCGGCUCGCCGCGUGUUUGUGCAGCUGUGUCCAGUCCUCGAAAAACAAGCAGAGCUCUGGAACCAUAAGAAAAUGCACUUUGACUUUCCUCAGUGUUUCUUCACAGAGAGACAGGCGGGGAUUUCUACAGAGGACAACAGGAGGAAUGUAUGGAAGCCCACUUGUGCCAGAAAAAAAAAAAAAGACUGUCAUGGUUCAGAAAAUAUUUCAUAGCAAGUAAAGAUCAACAUGGAUCUUAUCAUAAUACCUUAAAUUUCUGUCUGGCCACCAGCUCCUACACGAUCAAGAGUUGAGCAACCAAACUUGGCACACAGGUACAUCUUCGGCGCCUGAAAGUUCUCACCUGUAUCAGAUACUAUGAUGUCAUCAUGCUACCUAGCAACCACCUACUGACCCAUUUUUAGUGUUUAUGCAAAUAUAACACCUUAUAAACGCAUCGUAUCAUUUUAAUUUCACAACAGUAACAUCAUUUAUUUGAGACGUUACUGUUGUGAAACUUGGAACAUUUUGAUAUAUGAUAUGACAUCACGUUGCCUGGCAACCACCUACCAAGGGAUUGAAAUGACAUUUAUGUAGUAGCAGGACAUGGGCAUGUAAAGACAAAUUCAUGGGAUUAAAACAAAUAUUACAAAAAUGCAGGAUCGAAAAAAUUUGAGGUUCACAUUAAAAAAGUAAAUGACAUUUUUAAAAAAAAUUAAUAAAAGAAUUAUGAAUUUAAAACAUUACAUCAGGUAUUAGGAAAAAAAAGAGGCAAAAGUUGAAAACUUGAGAAACUGAAUCUUGAGACUGGAAAAAAAAAAGUAUCAGGAUAUCUAAAAACAUGAGCCUGUGUCAAAAAAUUGUGUAAUGAGGUUAAAGUUAAAGUUAUUGACAUAAUAUUCAUUUUGGGGUUAAAAAAGCAGAACUGAGAAAUACAUCUUGUAUGAAAAUCUAAAUCAUUAGGUAAGAAGUCAAAAAUAUGAGGCAAACAAGGAGUUUAAUCAUGAAAAAAAAUAUUUUGAAAAUGAAAUUGUUUUUCUUAAACUGGCAGAAAUUGUCUUCCAUAUAGAGAUGCUAGUUGAGGCUGACAUAUUGUACUACCACCAUAAUGGAAACUCAGAUGUGUGGAGCAUGAAAAUUUAACUGCAUCAACUGAAAUUUACACCCAACUCUCUUAAUUCUGCCCGUGUCCUGUAGUGAAGCUCGUUCUUCAGACUAGAACGCUACAUUUGUUCCCCCCAGUUCUGGUAGAGAUGUAGUUUGAGUCAUUCCUGUGUUUACUGGAACCUGACUGUGCCAUGUACCACACUGGGACCAAUAAAACAUAAAUGGCACUAACCUCCA
Archocentrus centrarchus (flier cichlid) is the source of this 4195-nucleotide messenger RNA. RefSeq names its product SANT and BTB domain regulator of CSR (gene sanbr). The record is from RefSeq and is a predicted model, not a curated record. The coding region runs from base 531 to 2657 and encodes 708 amino acids. Lineage: Eukaryota; Metazoa; Chordata; Actinopteri; Cichliformes; Cichlidae. The transcript has 21 exons.